GGGCGCUUCGGCCGGAGCCAUGACCUCGCUGACCCAGCGGAGCUCGGGCCUGGUGCAGCGGCGCACCGAGGCCUCCCGGAACGCUGCGGACAAGGAGCGGGCGGCGGGCGGCGGCGGCGGCAGCGGCGAGGACGAGGCGCAGAGCCGCCGCGACGAGCAGGACGACGACGACAAGGGCGACUCCAAGGAAACGCGGCUGACCCUGAUGGAGGAGGUGCUCCUGCUGGGCCUCAAGGACCGAGAGGGUUACACAUCAUUUUGGAAUGACUGUAUAUCAUCUGGAUUGCGUGGCUGUAUGUUAAUUGAAUUAGCCUUGAGAGGAAGGUUACAACUAGAGGCUUGUGGGAUGAGAAGAAAAAGUCUUUUAACAAGAAAGGUAAGAG
This is a messenger RNA of Onychomys torridus (southern grasshopper mouse), 383 nucleotides long. Its product is annotated as Golgi phosphoprotein 3-like. The annotation marks the transcript as partial. Gene Ontology annotation, biological process: Golgi to plasma membrane protein transport; retrograde vesicle-mediated transport, Golgi to endoplasmic reticulum; Golgi vesicle budding. Gene Ontology annotation, molecular function: phosphatidylinositol-4-phosphate binding. Gene Ontology annotation, cellular component: cytosol; trans-Golgi network; Golgi cisterna. Lineage: Eukaryota; Metazoa; Chordata; Mammalia; Rodentia; Cricetidae. The record is from RefSeq and is a predicted model, not a curated record. The transcript has 2 exons.